Molecule: messenger RNA, 1533 nt
Organism: Cyanidioschyzon merolae strain 10D
Lineage: Eukaryota; Rhodophyta; Bangiophyceae; Cyanidiales; Cyanidiaceae
Product: serine protease
Exons: 1
Coding region: 1-1533 (510 amino acids)
Biological process (GO): proteolysis
Molecular function (GO): protein binding; serine-type endopeptidase activity
Source: RefSeq, a predicted model, not a curated record
AUGCGUUCCCGAAACGCUACUCCACCUUGUUUCGUGCAGAAACUGUUUCGGUUUUCGCGUAAGUGCACUUCUUUUCAGCAAUGCGCUAGUGUUCAAAUUGUGAAACGGGAGGCGCCUGGUUCAAGAGUGGUGGUGGCGCUUGCGUUCAACUACCACAACUGCCAAGCUGCACCACACGUUGGUAGCGAAUUCCGGCAGGGCGAGGUUGCUCAAAGGAUCGUUAAGUACAGGACUUCAGACGGUGGGGAACGGGCGGUCUCUGUUAGAAUAUUUGGGAAAGCGAAAGAGAAUAAACAACAACACGUGGAGCCGCCGUCGCAGCAACCACUGCAAAAGCUGCCCACGCAGCAGCAGGAACAGAAACCUGAGGCCACCGCCAGUGACUUUACAGCUCAGAACCGACGUCUCAGCAGCUCUUUCGUUACCAAGGCUGUCAAACUCGUAGGUCCCGCAGUGGUUCGAAUAGAUACGGAACGGGUCGUGCAGCUACCUGCAGAUCCAGUGCUGGAAGAUCCGCUUUUCCGAUACUUCUUUGGCGAUGAGUUUCAGCGACAGUUGCCGAAGGAGCGCACGGAGCGAGGCCAGGGGUCUGGGUUCUUCAUUUCCUCCGAUGGUCUGCUUCUAACGAAUGCCCAUGUUGUUGCAAAAGCAUCGAAGGUAACCGUCACCUUAAUCGACGGGCGCUCGUAUCCAGGAAAAGUCGUGGGCACCGAUGAUCUACUCGACUUGGCUGUCAUCCGGAUCGAUACACAUUCGGAGAAGGUCCCAACUGCUCCCUUGGGCUCAUCCGGAGAGCUCCAGGUGGGAGACUGGGUCAUUGCACUGGGCAAUCCAGUCGGUCUUGACAAUACAGUCACGUUGGGCAUCGUGAGUAGCCUUAAUAGGUCGAGCGCGGAAGUUGGCAUUCCGGAUAAGAAAAUCAACUUUAUUCAGACUGACGCUGCAAUAAACCCUGGUAACAGUGGUGGUCCGCUCGUCAAUGAAUUCGGUGAAGUCGUCGGGAUCAGCACAGCGAUUAGGCCAAACGCGGAGGGCAUCGGUUUCGCGAUACCAAUUGACACAGCGAAAGCUGUCCUCGACAUGCUCGCGAAGGGCGAAAAAGUUCAACACCCAUUCAUUGGGAUUCAGAUGGUAACGCUCACGCCGGAACUUGCCAAACAGAACAACCAAGACCCUAAUGCGCUCGCUCUUAUUCCGGAGGUUUCGGGUGUACUUGUCCUGAAAGUCUUGCCCAAAACCCCCGCUGCAGAAUCGGGACUUCGCCGAUUCGAUGUCAUUCUCGCGGUGAACGGCAAUGCGAUAUCAAAUGCGAGAGAUAUUCAAAAAAUCGUCGACAGCUCGAGGGUCGGUCAGGAGUUGAAAAUACGGGUCCUUCGCGGCGUCGAUGGAAAGACGAUCGAUAUCAGUAUCCGGACGGCAGACAUGACGCAGUUUAGGUUAGAAGAAGAGAAGAAACUGUCACCGGAGGAGGGGCAGGAGGCACCUCCCGGCAUAGUGCCCAUGCCCCGCCAUCGAAGAUUCUCAAUUCCCUAA